Diprion similis is the source of this 1228-nucleotide messenger RNA. RefSeq names its product cyclin-Q (gene koko). Gene Ontology annotation, cellular component: nucleus. Lineage: Eukaryota; Metazoa; Arthropoda; Insecta; Hymenoptera; Diprionidae. The record is from RefSeq and is a predicted model, not a curated record. Gene Ontology annotation, molecular function: cyclin-dependent protein serine/threonine kinase regulator activity. The transcript has 6 exons. Gene Ontology annotation, biological process: regulation of transcription by RNA polymerase II. The coding region runs from base 136 to 951 and encodes 271 amino acids.
CAACGCUGAAGGCAAAUUCAGUCCGACCGGCGGAUUGUUUGAUUGAUCGUCAUUCUUCGGCGAGAUUUUGGUGAUUUUAAAGCAGGCGUAUCAGCAGAGAUUUGAUAAAUAAACAGCGGAAAACGAGAUCGAACGAUGAAUCCGACGGAGCCAACGAGCAACGAAACUCUGAGCUCAAAAAUGAAAGAUGUUAUAGACGUACUUGCCAUGCAACGCGAGAAAAGGAAUACUCUCCAGAAAAGCAUCACUGUCGACUAUACAAAGGCCAAUGACAGCUUCACUGCUUCCAGGUUCAUCUUCGAAUGUGGUUUCAAACUCGAUGCCCAUCCGCUGACCACAGCAACAGCGGCUACGCUGUAUCACAGAUUCUUCAAAGAAGGUGAUCAGGAGGGUUAUGACUGCUACCUGAUAGCGGCGACCUGCCUUUAUCUGGCUGGAAAGGUCAAAGACAACCCACUAAAAAUCCGCGACGUUAUGAACGUUGCCCACAAUACCUUGCAUCGAGGCUCUCAACCACUUGAAUUAGGGGACCAGUACUGGAGUAUGCGGGAUGCAAUCGUACAGGCUGAGCUGCUGAUCAUGAGGAUGCUCAAAUUCCAAGUUACGCCUGAACAUCCACACAGGUACAUGCUGCAUUACCUGAGGUCUCUCCAGGCGUGGUUCGGCGAAGAGGAAUGGUCAAAGUAUCCUGUCGCAAGAACAAGCAUGGCGCUACUACAAGACUUUCACCACUCCACUGCCAUACUCGAUUAUCCCCCAAACUUGAUCGCCAUUGCCUGUAUCAAUUUGACUCUCCAGAUAUACGGGGUCGUCGUUCCAUUGAUGGAUGAGUGCGAUCAGCAGCCCUGGUUUAAUGUAUUCUGCAAGGAGCUCACCAGGGAGAAGUUGUGGGAAAUCAUGGAAAAGAUCAUGGCUGCGUAUGACGACGAACCGGAGACUCGAGAUAAUUGACAAUUAAUGCUCACCGAGAAGGGUAAUGAAGUCGUCGAAUGACGACAAUGACAAUGAUAUCAACAAAUUUGUUGAGUUAUUGAAGAAAUAAGAAAACAGAACAGAAAUAAUGAUUUGGUAUCGGUGUUACACACCGUCGACACAAUUUUUACCUUACAAUAUGUUAUAUUGACAAAUUCAAGUGCGAUUCUUGCUAUCGAGUGUGAAUAAAUAACACUUAUUAAUACGUAAAAUGCAUUCUGUGCAAGUAUUCUGUACACGAUUCCGGCGUCGUUCU